GCAAGCGGUCAGAUGGCGCAAAUCGUAUUUAAUCGAGAGAUCCAAAUGUAGUUGAACAUACUGUGGGUCGCUUGUCUUGGGAUUUGCCGCAAAGAGCUAAAAUAUACCAUCCAACAAUUUACUCGAAUAGUCAUCAGUCCAAGCCGCUACAAUGGGUGACAAACUAACACAACAACAACUUGCAGAAAUAGAGGCAGCUUUCAAGAGAUUUGACAAGAACGGUGAUGGUGCCAUCAGUGCAGAGGAGUUGGGUAACGCCAUGAACGAAGCAGGGCAGCCAGUGAGUGAAAGUGAACUGAAAGAUAUGAUCCGCGCUGUGGAUGUCAAUGGCAAUGGUCAAGUAGAAUACAAAGAGUUCGUUAACAUGAUGGCUAGUCAGCUUGGAAACCCCAUGCCCACAGAAGAAAUGAAAACGUACUUUGCUAGUUUUGAUAGAAAUGGUGAUGGUUUCAUUGGUCCUGAUGAAAUGAAAUGCCUCGUCAAGGCCUUCUAUUCCAACCUUACUGGUGCGGCUUUAGAGAAACAAGUUAAAAGUAUGAUCAAAGCAGCUGAUACAAAUAAUGAUGGAAAGAUUAGUUUUGAAGAAUUUGAAAGGGUUCUCAAAGCAUCAAGUGAUUAGACAGACCCAUGCAAGAGUCCAGUUUCUCUCGGUAGCGCCUGCCCGCAAAGGGAAAAGAAGAAACUGGACCCAACCAAUGAAUGUAACCUACGCUUUUAGUCAUUAUUUCAAUUGUCAAAAUCAAUCCAUUUAAUUUACUAAACAAAUCGUGUUAUUUAAAUCCAUGUAUGUGGUUUGUAGAAAAUAUUAUAUUCCAAGGGAUAAUCCAUGAUGGAUUGCAUGUAGUUUAUGCAAUUAAGCUGGGUGCUCGGGCACCAGUACCAAGUUUGGUUGAACUAUUCAUCAGACAGGAAAUGUGUUAACUUGUACAGAAUCAAUACCAAAGUAAGAUAUCAUCAAAUUCCAAAUCUUGCAAUUCAGUUUUGAAAUGUUCAUAUUUGAAGAGAACACACCAUUGCCUACAUUUCUGCCAACUUUAAGGCUGUUGCGAGCUUUAGAAGUUGAGAUAUUGGGUAAUUAAGCUUCAAAAUUUCCCAUACGUUUCCUCUUAUUUUGGACUGGAUCCAACCAUGACCACGUUAGAUCCAGCCUCAAAUGAUAGAAAAUGUAUGAGAAAAUGUUUGUAUUAAAUUAACUAUAUCUCAGCUGUAGGCAUCGAAAGACUUGGAAGACACAGCGUUGCGGUUAUCUGGAGCGCACCCUCAUUCAUAUGACAACGAUAACCCACCCAAAGGAAUACAGUCACAGGAUAAAAUAAAUGCUUCAAUGUUAACA
Molecule: messenger RNA, 1333 nt
Organism: Actinia tenebrosa (Australian red waratah sea anemone)
Lineage: Eukaryota; Metazoa; Cnidaria; Anthozoa; Actiniaria; Actiniidae
Molecular function (GO): calcium ion binding
Source: RefSeq, a predicted model, not a curated record